Molecule: messenger RNA, 2391 nt
Organism: Saimiri boliviensis boliviensis (Bolivian squirrel monkey)
Lineage: Eukaryota; Metazoa; Chordata; Mammalia; Primates; Cebidae
Gene: POLE3
Product: DNA polymerase epsilon 3, accessory subunit
Biological process (GO): DNA damage response; leading strand elongation; heterochromatin formation
Cellular component (GO): epsilon DNA polymerase complex; CHRAC
Molecular function (GO): chromatin DNA binding; protein heterodimerization activity
Source: RefSeq, a predicted model, not a curated record
AAACAGACGGAAGCUCCAUUGGGCCACAUUAAGUUGGUGCGAAGGUUCCCGACGCGACGAAGGCAAGAAGCAGAGAAACUGACCUGGGGAUGGACGUGCGGGGUGCGCUGGUGUUGGAUGAAGCCUCGACGGGCCAAAACCACUGAGGCUUCAAAGUCUGGAUGCGCCGGCAUUUGAGGAGGAGGCGGGGCUGGGAAAGCAGGGAGGCCAUGGCGCGCGGGGCACUGUGGGACACUGUGGGACACGUGGGGCGGGACGGAAGCCCGGGUGGGUCAGACCGUAGCGACGCGGGAAGUCCGGACGCAGUAGCUGCCCGAAACAGAGGCGAGGGGGAGGCUCAGCGCCGGCGGCGGCAAUGGCGGAAAGGCCGGAGGACCUAAACCUGCCCAACGCUGUCAUCACCAGGAUCAUCAAGGAGGCGCUCCCGGACGGUGUCAACAUCUCUAAGGAGGCCCGGAGCGCCAUCUCUCGCGCCGCCAGCGUCUUCGUGCUGUACGCCACAUCCUGUGCCAACAACUUUGCAAUGAAAGGAAAGCGCAAGACCCUGAAUGCCAGUGAUGUGCUGUCAGCCAUGGAAGAGAUGGAGUUCCAGCGGUUCGUUACCCCAUUAAAAGAAGCUCUAGAAGCAUAUAGGCGGGAGCAGAAAGGCAAGAAGGAGGCCUCAGAGCAAAAGAAGAAAGACAAAGACAAAAAAACAGACUCUGAAGAACAAGACAAGAGCCGGGAUGAGGACAAUGAUGAAGACGAAGAAAGACUGGAAGAAGAAGAACAGAAUGAAGAGGAGGAAGUAGACAACUGAAUAGGGCGGGAGACUGUGGCACCUCGGAAGGUACCACUUGAGAUGUGAUGUGCUACAUGUUUCUAUGAAGCUUUUCCAUGUGAGGCAGAGCAGUCUCAGGCCGAAGGGCCUGAAAAGAUUCAGAAUAAAAACUGGCUAGAAAUACCAUAAAAACCAGCACUUCCCAAACUCAGAGCAUCUGAGUAGCAGAGCCCUGUUUUGCUUUAUCAAUCUGAAGGUUAUGACUUUUUGACAAGAGGGAUUCUGAACAGCUAAAUGAAUCCGUUUGAUCACUUUCGGUUACUUAUAUGUAUGGUUAGGUGGUUUUUGAUCCACAGUCUUCCUCAUUGCCCCACGUAAGUUAAUAACUUCCAUGCUGCCUGCUGCAUUUCAGAUUACAGAGGCAGCCAAGGCUCAGGAAAAAUUGGGGCUUUGCUUAUGGUCAGCCUGUGUUUGAUUGCACAGUCUUUGACAAUAAUAGCUUACUAAGACUGGUCAGAAUUUGUAAGCUUUAGGAAACCACUAGAAUGCUGUGGAAGAAUAACAAAAUCUGUUCUGUCUCUUCACUUGACUGAAGCAUUAACUGAAGUUUGUUUUUCAUAGACGCACUUGGCUCAAAACCUUUCUGUAUUGCCUGUAGAUGUUCGACCUGCUGGGUGGUGGUAAUCUGGUCACAAAUGUUCUUAACUUUGCACUAUAGAAUGGUAUUAGUCAAGCCAGGGUGCCAGUGUCUUACUUUUACAAAAACAGAUGGCGUAGUGUUAGAUGUUCCUUCUAUCGGCUACUGUACAGCUUUACGAUUUGUCAUCACCUCCUGGAAGGUGUAAAACCCCAGGCUUCCUCUUCUUGUAGUCCAUCUCCCAGACUUGUGACUGUGGCUUUUCAUUCUUCAAUUCAUGAUGAGUUCCAAACUAUUGCCUCUCGUCACAGCUUUCUCCCUCUGUGCCUCCUGUUUCCUUUCUGUCUUCUGCUUCUCCUCUGCUCCCCAUCCCACUUUCUCCUUUCCCUCCUUUUCUCACUUCUGUCAGUCUAGGAGCUUUGAUUACCUGCUUAAUACUCCAAAGUGUGAGUUCCUCUGAUCUUUUGAUUACUUAGUUCUAAUCUCAUGGUUGUUUUGUUUUGUUUAAGAGAUGGGGUCUCAUUCUGUGGCCCAGGCUGGAGUGCAGUGGCAUGAUCAUAGCUCACUGCAUCCUUGAACUCCUGGGUUCGAGUGAUCCUCCCCACUGAGCCUCCUGAGUAUCUGGGCCUACAGAUGUGUGCCACCAAGCCCGGCUAAUUUCGUCUCAUGUCUUCUAAAAAUUACCUUGUGAUUGUGAAGCCCCUCGAAACCUUAAGGGAAAUCUAAUGGUGCUCAGGAAUCUAACUCUCCCUAAACCGCCCUCUUCAACUGCUUCCAGAAUCUCUCUGUUUGUUGGCCUUUCUUAGCCUUUUUCUGUUUCCAGUCAGUGCUCCAAGCACUUUUCCUUUCUCUCUAAGUUGAGCGCUUGGGGUUUGACAGGUAGUGACGUGUAGUUUGACACUGUUAACUUGCUAAAUAAAUGCAGUGGAAAGUUUGUGAGUGAAGAAUGCUGAGAAGAUUGUAAUGCUUUGUACAAAUAAAGAACACUCUUGUU